GUUGUCUGCUGCCUUUCAAAAAUGGCUGAAAAUGAACCAAUUAAGGAUGUAUCUAAGGAUGAAAUAGUAGACAGAUGCAACCUAUACUUGGAUAUCAAGGAAACACAGUGGCCGAUAGUUUACAGGCCGGAGUACAACAUCGGAUUUCUGGGCUUGGAGAAGCUUCAUCCCUUUGAUGCUGGAAAAUGGGGGCGUGUUUAUCAGUAUCUUAAAGAGGGCAAGAUGGUUCGAGAUGAUACAACCGUCAAGCCAGAGGAGGCUUCAGAAAAUGACCUGAAGGUGGUUCACUCGCAGUCCUACAUCAACAGUCUCAAGUGGAGUAUGAAUGUAGCGGGUAUAACGGAGGUGCCACCAGUCGCCUUUCUUCCAAACUUUAUUGUACAGAGGAAAGUGCUGAAGCCCUUCCGAUAUCAGACUGGAGGAACAAUACUGGCAGCUAAGCUUGCCAUAGAGCGUGGAUGGGGUAUCAACAUCGGAGGGGGCUUCCACCACUGCAGUGGGGAGAGGGGUGGGGGGUUCUGUGCGUACGCGGACAUCACCCUCGCUAUCAAGUUCCUCUUCAAGUACGAUACGAAUAUCAAAAAGGCCAUGAUUGUGGAUCUGGAUGCCCAUCAGGGCAAUGGUCAUGAGCGUGACUUUAUGGAAGACUCUCGUGUGUACAUCAUGGACGUCUACAACAGAGGCAUAUAUCCACACGAUGGCUUUGCCAAACGGGCUAUAAGGAAGAAGGUGGAGCUGGCCCAUGGAACAACAGAUACAGAGUACCUGGACCUGGUCAACAAGAACUUUGAUGAAGCAUUGACAGAGUUUCAUCCGGAUGUGAUUGUUUACAAUGCGGGCACUGACAUACUGAAGGGUGAUCCACUGGGAAACCUAGACAUAUCACCAAAGGGUAUAAUUGCAAGAGAUGAGAUGGUGUUCAAGAAAGCCAGAGAUCUCAAGAUUCCUAUAAUGAUGGUUACGAGCGGAGGGUACCAACGCAGCACAGCCCAGAUCAUUGCCGACUCCAUCCUCAACCUGCGAGCUCUUGGUCAUAUAGCCUGCAAGGCCGCGGAAAACUGCCCUACCCCCGAAGGUUUCCCAGCCUAACUCAAAUCUUCCACGAAGUGAGAGUGAGUAUGGAUUUUUCACACGGCUAAAACAUGCUUGCCUCUCAGCGGCCUCAUCCAAGCUGUCAGUGACCACACCCGAGCCAGUGUGUCAAACCAACCUGGGCGUAAAAAUGUCAAAAUCCACCCAGGACAUCUCAAAGGAAGAUGAAGACUGGCUGAAAGAACUGAACACAGAAGUGUCCGCUUCUAAAUCCUGCUCAAAUCUCUCUAACACAUUCCAUGAUGAGUCAGAUGUUGACAUCUCCCAUUUGCUUGAUUCAACUUUUACAAUCCCUUUGAAAUCAAAACAACUAUUUGGAACAAAGUAAAAUAAUGACAAUGAAUGUCCUGAGACAGAUAAACUCAUCAUUACAUUGUACGCUAUCCGUAUGCUGUUCAAAGAACAACAUCAUUAGUUUAUGACAUUUGUCAGUAUUUGCUAUGGAAAUCUAGAGCAGAACUGUUUUAAGUCUUUUAAUGCCCUCAAAGGUGGGCAUAUUAAAAUUGCACUGUCUGUCCAGUUUUCCAUGUCCGGCUGUAUCUUUGUCAUUUUAAGAUAAGAUGGCACAUACGUUCAGUACAUAAAGGUAACAUGAUGCAUGCAAGACUCUUGCACCAACCUCAAAGGUUGUUUAUCGUUAUGGAAUGCUUCAUAUUAAGUUAAGGAGUAAGUAGGUGAUAGAUGGGAUAUAUGGGUAAAGGAAACCAUAUCAAAUAUUUUAAAAUUACAUGGCACAUGUGUUUGAUACAAGCAGGUGAUGUGUAUCAUACAGACCCUUUUUCAAAGUUCAAGAUCAGACUCCGAGUUUAUGAUAGCUCUGGAAUGAUUCAUGCAUGAUUAUAUAGAGUAGCUGGUUGUGUCCACACUGUUAUUUUGUCAUGCACAAAGAAAAUGCAAGAUUACUUUGCACAUGUGUUCCGUACAUAAAGAUGAGGUGUGAGGUGCAAGACCUGUGUCCCUACCGCUAACUCCAUCACUCCUCCACAAUUGACAUCAACCAUCAUGGUGGCUGGCAUUCACUUACAGGUUAUGAUAGCUCUUCCUCAAUGUAGGCAUAUCAGAAAUUGCAUAAGCCAUUUCGGGGGCAUUUUCACUUCCUGUUUGGAUUCAAGAGCAAAAAACAGCUAUUGACGUCUGUGAUUGAGUUAAGAGCAAGCUGGCUUUCUUUCUGUUUUCAUCAGAUCAGCAUUAUGAAAUAUUAAAUCCAUAUGUAUAAUUUUUUUAUUUUAUUUCUGUUGCAUUGUAAUAAUUUUGUAAUAUUGCUUCUUCUUUUAAUUUUUUAAUUGUAAAGAUGAUUAUUUUAUGUGGGUUUUUUUUCUCAGUGAAAUACAAUGUUAUUUUCACUGCUGUUGUUUUACAGCUCUGAAAAUAUUAAUUUCAUUAUAUUGACAGCACUUCACAUCUUGAUUCCCAUAUUGUUUAAGUAUCAUAGUGUUCACUAUACCAGCUUGAAAAUGUUUGAAAUGAUGUGACUGGAAUGACGUCAUGAUGUUAUGUUUCUCACACUAUUUUUCAAUUUACAAAAUAAUUUGACAUUUUUAGCUCGACUAUUCGAAGAAUAAGUAGAGCUAUACUACUCACCCAAGCGUUGGCGUCUGCGUCACCCCUUGGUUAAGGAUUUGCGUGCAAGCACACAUAGGUUAAUAUCUCAGCAACUACUUGAGGCAUUGCAUUGAUACUUUAUACAAUGGUACUCAACCAUCCAACCUACUUAAUUAACCAAGUUUGAUAACUCUACUUUGUAUUUAAUGCCAAUAAUAGGCCUUUAUUAUUUGACUUAGAAAUUCUGGUUAAGGUUUUGCGUGCAAGCACACAUAGGUUAAUAUCUCAGCAACUACUUGAGGUAUUGCUUUGAGCCUUGAUACAAUGGUACUCAACCAUACAACUUACUCAAUUAACCAAGUUAGAUAACUCUAGUUUGCAUUUAAUGCAAAUAACAGGCCUUUAUUAUUUGACUUAGAAAUUCUGGUUACGGUUUUGGUUGCAAGCACACAUAGGUUAAUAUCUCAGCAACUACUUGAGGUAUUGCAUUGAGACUUGAUACAAUGGUACUCAACCAUCCAACCUACUUAAUUAACCAAGUUAGAUAACUCUAGUUUGCAUUUAAUGCAAAAAAUAGGCCUUUAUUAUUUGACUUAGAAAUUCUGGUUAAUGUUUUGUGUGCAAGCACACAUAGGUUAAUAUCUCAGCAACUGCUUGUGGUAUUGCAUUGAGACUUGAUACAAUAGUAUUCAACCAUCCAACCUACUUAAUUUACCAAGUUAGAUAACACUAGUUUGCAUUUAAUGCAAAUAAUUGCCCUUUAUUAUUCGACUCAGAAAUUCUGGUUAAGGUUUUGCAUAUAAGCACACAUAGGUUAAUAUCUCAGCAACUACUGGAUGAAUUGCAUUGAGACUUUAUAAAAUGGUACUCAACCAUCCAAUCUACUUAAAUAACCAAGUAAGAUAACUCUUGUUUGCAUUAAAUUCAAAUAAUGGCCCUUUUUUAUUCAACAUAGAAAUUUGGGUUAAGGUUUUGCAUGCAACCUUUUUUAAGUCAAUGCUUUAGCAAAUACAUCAUGUAUUGCAUUGAAACUUUACACACAGGCUCCCAACCAUUUAACCUUCUUAUUUAAUCAAGUAAGAUAACUCUAUCUUUCAUAUUUUAUAAUUUUUGCCCCUUUAUUAUGCGACUUAGAAAUUCUGGUUAAGGUCUUGCAUGUUAGCACACAUAGGAUAUUAUCUCAGCAAAUACUAAGUCUUGAUGUAUUGCAUUGAGACUUUAUAUAAUGGUAUUCAACCACCCAACCUAAUUGAAUAACCAAAUUAGAUAACUGUGUUUUGCAAAUAAUGGCCCUUUAUUAAUACACUUAAAAAUUCUGGUUAAAAUUUUGCAUGUAACCACAUUUAUGUUAAUAUCUCCACACAUUAUGUAUUGCAUUGAAAUCUAAUCUAACAGUGAUCCAUGCAUGUUUCGCCAAAAAUUUUCAAUCCUUACACUGAAAAGGGGCGGAAUAGACGAGCGCGCUGUCUCUGUGACAGCUCUUGUUAUUAAAAUUAAUAAAGAGACUUCUUUUUUUUAAUUUCAAUGUAAUAUCAAAAUUUAUUUCACUUGCCUCUGUGCCAUUCAUUUUUGUUUUUUGUGAUCAUUGGAUGAAACGAAUUUUGAUCUUUCACUCGAAUAAUAUUAUAUAUUAAAAUUCUCAAUCUUUUUUUACAUCUGAUAAACUAUUAUUUUCCCGUCACAUUUCCUGAAAUAUAAGUUACAUGUACAUAUAUUUUUUUCAAAUAUGCCUGCAUGCUUUAAGCAAAUAAAGCACAUUGUAGAUCUAUUUUACAUUGAACAACUAUUAGAUAUAGAUAUUCUAGCCAUUUUAAAUACUUCUAAUAAAACAUAUGAUUAUGUUUGGGUCACUGUUUAAAUUAAAUAUCAAAAAUCUUUAAAUGUGUAGUAACACUUACUUUUGUUUUAUUUUCAAAUAUUAUUUUAAACAAACCAUUAUAAAUGUGGACUUAUAUAUACAUGUGAAUGGAAAAGGCAUCAUUUUCCCAGGAACUUUCAGAAUAUAGGUGUUUCUUAUAUGUUAUCAUUAUUUUGUUGUCUAUGUUUGAUAAAUUGUGAUUAUUAAUUGUUUGAAAUAUGUAAGUAAGGAUUUAAGCCUAGUUUAGUGUGUGAAAUCUACAAGAAUACCAUGCUUUUUAUUUUGUUUAAAGAUGUAGUCUGUGACUUAUUGACAUAUUUUCCCAACUUUUUUUAUUCAUCUCACUGCUUGAUUACAAAAAUCCAGAAAACCUGUUGAUGCAUUGAUUUUCUGUUGUAAGAUUAACAUGUAGUUAUUGUGCAAUACAGAUGUUUAUUGAUUGUGAUUGUAUCAUUUCUGAUGUGUAUUUCAUCUCAAUUUAAUGUUUUGUUUUGUAUUUAUUUUGUAUGGUCCAUGCUAUUCUAUCUUGAUCGAUAUUGUUUAUGACUAUGUUUUAACAAAUGUUGCAAAUAAACUGGUUAGUAAUGACUUAA
Messenger RNA from Mya arenaria, 5085 nucleotides. Its product is annotated as histone deacetylase 11-like. Gene Ontology annotation, molecular function: histone deacetylase activity. Lineage: Eukaryota; Metazoa; Mollusca; Bivalvia; Myida; Myidae. The transcript is spliced from 10 exons. The record is from RefSeq and is a predicted model, not a curated record. The coding region runs from base 22 to 1089 and encodes 355 amino acids.